UGUCAUUGUAUUGUGUAUAAACACACACACACACACACACACACACACACGUGUGCGUGUGCAUGCAUUUAUUUAUAGAUUCUGAACCUUUUUUCCUUCACGCCAUAAAAUAACUGGGAAGAUUAAAGCUUAUUUGCAAGCCCAUCAGCUGCUGCUGUUUCACAGUCUAUUCUAUUUUUUUAUUAACAGAGCUUGAUAUAGUUACUGGCCGUUGGGUAAGUUUCAGCAUAAGAUAAAACAACUCUUCUAAUAGUCUACUUUAAUUUCUUAAAAGCGUUUUCGUCUCGCGCAUGCGCAAUGGGAUGGUGUGUGUUUGAAGAAGACGACGUCGACGAAGAAUUUACGCUCGUGUUCGGGAUGAGGCAGUAAAGUUAGGACUACAGGAGAGUUUCACUGUUGAGCACCCUUGUCGGUUCUGCUUGGCAACGAGGAGUGAAAUCCAGGAGAAGGAGGUCCGGUCGGAAGCAUUUGAACUGAGAACCAAGCAGGAGCAUGACAGAGAGACCAAGUAUGGAGACAACAACUGUACUCCGAGUUAUAAUUUGUGACAACGACAUCCGAAAAAUUGUACUUCCUGUGAAACCACAGACAGUUGACUCACUGUUGGAACAACUUGAAGAAAAGCUGGGACUUCAGUACAAGUUCGCACUUCAGUUUGAGGAUCCAGACUUCAACAAUUCCCUCGUGAAUCUUACCAACAUUGCUGACUUGCCAGAUAAGCCUACACUGAAGAUUGUCUCCCUUGUGACGUCACCAACCCCUAGCACAGCUGACACUGAAGUCCUAUCUGUGGCUUCUGAUCAUCCACGCCAUUGUCUACGGACUGCAUGGCCAGAAACUUUCGAGAUCCCUACUUUUCCUGUUGACGUUGAGUAUAGAUUACGUCAGGGAAAUCUACAGUACAUGCGAGAUCAAACAUACCUACAAUUGUCAGGAGAGCUUAAGCAUGAGAUUCUCGAAAAACUCUCAGAAACUAUAUACAGUUACAAAGCUUACCCAGAUAAGGAAGACUUCGAGGCUGUUGCUACUGCUUUGAUACAAAAACACCCUUGCCUUACCCAGCCUGGCUCAUCUAAGGGGUGGAAUGGGUGGUAUGAUAGCCUUAGGUGGAAAAUGGGCAAUUACCGCUCAAAACUGCGUCGAGCUGGAUGCUUGGAGGUAUCCAUAAAUGGUGGGAAAAGAAGAGGACUGCAGCCUCAGAGAAACAUCAAAAGACCCAAGAGGUUUGAAAUCAAUUUUCUACCGAACUUCCCUGAUGGUGAAGAUGAAGCCAGCAUGGAGUCCAAAAGGUAA
This is a messenger RNA of Carassius auratus (goldfish), 1293 nucleotides long. RefSeq lists its product as uncharacterized. The transcript is spliced from 3 exons. Bases 493 to 1293 code for a protein of 266 amino acids. NCBI's taxonomy places the organism in Eukaryota, Metazoa, Chordata, Actinopteri, Cypriniformes, Cyprinidae. The record is from RefSeq and is a predicted model, not a curated record.